This is a messenger RNA of Kluyveromyces lactis, 810 nucleotides long. Lineage: Eukaryota; Fungi; Ascomycota; Saccharomycetes; Saccharomycetales; Saccharomycetaceae. The record is from the annotation of a RefSeq genome assembly.
AUGACACAUUUAGAAAGAAGUAGACAUCAACAAUUUCCCUUUCAUUUAGUAGCUCCAUCACCAUGACCAAUUGUAGUAUCAUUUGCAUUAAUGUCAUUAGCAUUAUCAUUAGCUUUAACUAUGCAUGGAUAUAUUGGACAUAUGUAUUUAAUUUAUUUAUCAAUUUUAACAGUAACAUUAAGUGCUACAUUAUGAUUUAGAGAUAUUAUUGCUGAAGCAACAUAUUUAGGAGAUCAUACAAUUGCUGUUAGAAAAGGUAUUAAUUUAGGUUUCUUAUUAUUCGUAGUAUCAGAAAUUUUAAUUUUCGCUGCAUUAUUCUGAGCUUAUUUCCAUUCAGCUAUGAGCCCUAAUAUUGAAUUAGGUGGUGUAUGACCUCCAGUUGGUAUUCAAGCUGUACAACCUACAGAAUUACCUUUAUUAAAUACUAUUAUCUUAUUAUCUUCAGGUGCUACUAUUACAUAUAGUCAUCAUGGAUUAGUAGGUGGUAAUAGAAAAAAUGCAUUAUCAGGAUUAUUAAUUACAUUCUGAUUAAUUGUUAUUUUUGUUACUUGUCAAUAUAUCGAAUAUACUAAUGCUACUUUCACAAUUACUGAUGGUGUAUAUGGAUCAGUAUUCUAUGCUGGUACAGGAUUACAUUUCUUACAUAUGGUUAUGUUAGCAGCAAUGUUAGGUAUUAAUUAUUGAAGAUUAAGAAACUAUCAUUUAACAGCUACUCAUCAUGUAGGUUAUGAAACAACAGUGUUGUACUGCCAUAUUUUAGAUAUCAUUUGAUUAUUCUUAUAUAUUGUAUUCUACUGAUGAGGUGUAUAA